AUGAUAGGAACCGGUGACGAUCAACUUUCAAAGUUCCCACCUUUGCCUUUAUCGACAUUAUCAUCUGACCACGAGAUUCAUGAAGUAAGGAAAUCCUUCUUCUAUAUAUAUGUGGUCAACUGGUUAUCUAACCACAAAGCGUAUUUGAGGUUAUCAUCGGAAUAUUUUGAUAUUGAUUUGUUUGAGAUGGAACUAUUAAACUUAUUCAACCCUCCUCCUUUGGAUGAAUCAGUACUUUUCUUAUCCAAAUUGAAGGUCUCCAUAGUUAAUCAAAUCUCCGGUAGUAGAGAUAUGGACUUUGAUGAUGUAAUUAAGAAAUCUUUCAUUGGUACACCUUUAGAAUCGAGCCAUUUCGAUAAUUUAUCAUUGAUUGAUAAAUUUGAAGUAUUUUACGUGAUUUUAGAUCAUUUUAGUGGAUUGUCCACCUUCAGAUCGUUCAUAGAGAAGAAUGAUUUACCAACAAACUUUCAAAUCUUAAAUACCGAAGUUUCUGAUAAUGUUAAAACUGAAUGGUUUUUGAUUAUUGAUAAAUUAUACAAAAGAACCAUUACCUAUCCAAAUAUGAACGUUCCAUUAAAGAGAAAAGAUUCCCCUGAAGAUCCAGAGACUUUUUUCGUCAAUCAGUUUGAUAUCUCCUUACAACAAAUGACAUUUGAUAUAGAAGUAUGGAGUCUUGAUGAUUAUAAUAAAUUCAUUCCCAGUUUAAAGAAAUCCACACCAUUUAAACAUUUCAAAACCCUUGAAUUCCAAGAUUUCUUAGUAGGUUUAGAACUCAAGAGAAGAAAGAAUAUCACCAAUAAGAAGAAAGAAUAUCAAUUGAUUAAUUUAAUGGCUACAAGAAAGAAAUCAUCUCGUUUACAAGCCAAAGAACUCGAGAGAGAAACAGCUGAUAUUCAGACUCGUUCAAGAAGAGAACAAGAAUUUCGUAAAGCUUUAGAUCUGGGGAAAGUUAAUAAAAGAUUGAAUUAUAAUGGAUCAUUAAGUAGAGAAGAUAGAUUAAAAGCUAGAAAUUUAAAUACAGCAUUUUUUAAAGGUGAAACUACACCUGAAGAAUAA
Yamadazyma jaroonii is the source of this 1056-nucleotide messenger RNA. The record is from the annotation of a GenBank genome assembly. NCBI's taxonomy places the organism in Eukaryota, Fungi, Ascomycota, Pichiomycetes, Serinales, Debaryomycetaceae.